CACUCGACGAAGACUCCCCCACCUCCCUUAAUAAUCGGCGGUUUGAUGGCUUCGAAUCAAGCCAGCCUCCUCCUCCAGAAGCAGCUCCGAGAUCUUUGCAGGAACCCGGUGGAUGGGUUCUCCGCGGGGUUGGUGGACGAGACCAACGUGUUCGAGUGGAGCGUCUCCAUAAUUGGCCCUCCCGACACCCUGUAUGAAGGAGGUUUCUUUAGUGCCAUAAUGAGCUUUCCACCCAACUAUCCUGUCAGUCCCCCAACAGUGAGGUUUACCUCAGAGGUGUGGCAUCCAAACGUAUAUCCUGAUGGAAAAGUUUGCAUUUCAAUUCUCCAUCCACCUGGUGACGAUCCAAACGGAUACGAGCUGGCAAGCGAACGCUGGUCUCCUGUACACACAGUUGAGAGCAUAGUUUUGAGUAUCAUAUCGAUGCUUUCCAGUCCCAAUGACGAAUCUCCAGCAAAUGUUGAAGCUGCGGGAUGAGGGAUUUUCAAAUCCAAAGAUAUAAAAUUGGAAAUCUGGUCAUAAGUGGUAGGAGGAAGAUGUUGGCAGCUACAUUUUCUGAUUGUCGUAGUACCGGUAAAAUCCUGUAUCUUGUCUGAAUAGCUGGAGUUAUCCUCUUUGCUUUAAGUAAGAAUUGAAUAAUGUUUAUCGUAUAGAAACCUUUUCUCCCCCUAAAUGGAAGGUGCAUGUGUCCUGGUUAGCAAAGCCUCGGGUUUUGUGGCCCAAGUCUGUGAUAUACGGAUGGACUAGGUUGCUCUAUGUUCUGGUUGAGGCUUUGGUGAACAUAUUUUAAAGGCUUUUUGCUAGAUUUAAAUUUCUGUUUUUGAGGCUAAUAUGGUAGAUCUGGAAAUGCAUUUUUUAUGUUUGCGGGCAUGUGGUAGGCUCUACUUUGCAAUUAUUGGAAGUCUUAUUUUAGCAACCUUCUAAACUUGUACUGCAGAAAGAAUGGAGAGAUAAUAGGAAUGAAUUCA
Messenger RNA from Syzygium oleosum, 968 nucleotides. RefSeq names its product ubiquitin-conjugating enzyme E2 14. The record is from RefSeq and is a predicted model, not a curated record. The transcript has 6 exons. Gene Ontology annotation, biological process: ubiquitin-dependent protein catabolic process; protein polyubiquitination. The coding region runs from base 46 to 477 and encodes 143 amino acids. NCBI's taxonomy places the organism in Eukaryota, Viridiplantae, Streptophyta, Magnoliopsida, Myrtales, Myrtaceae. Gene Ontology annotation, molecular function: ubiquitin conjugating enzyme activity.